CACAAUCUUUUUAUCUAAUUAUCUAAAAGCCUACUCUACUAUGGUCUAUGAUGUCUGGUUUUUUACACAAAAAGGGAGAAAGCAUCACUGAUCAACCAAAGCUCCCAACACAUCCCUUACCUUCUCAGCUGGAUCUCACUGUAAUAACAUUCAUCUCUUUAGCACGUUUCGCUCUUCUAUUAGUUUGCAGUAGUAGUUUUUCCUGGAGAUACGAGUUGUUUAAGACGAUACAAGGGAAUCAAAGUUUUGAGACGGCAACUUUGGAUACUUUCUUAAUCUAAAGACUCUGGAGGAUUUAUAAUGUGGUAAGACUGUCAUGCUGAAUGUUGCUGCCGACCGUUGGAGUAGGGAUGAAUUCUGCCAUGGAUGAUAUGAACUUGAUUCAGCAGGCGCAGAGGCAUCAUUUGGUGGUAAGGGAAAUUGGGGAGGAGAUUGAUCUGGAAAUCAGUCAUGGGGAUGAUGACCCUUCAUUCGCUAACACACCUCUCAUCACUGGUCCCCCACGUGAACCUUCUGCUGAGGAGCAUGAUGAAGCUAAGAAUAUGAUGGUUUCACUUCCCAAUGAAGAUCAAGAUAUAUCAAAGGCACAGCCAGUAAAAAGGAAGAAGAAGGUUGUAAAGCGAUGGAGAGAGGAAUGGGCUGAUACUUACAAGUGGGCAUAUGUGGAUGUGAAGGAUGGAACUGCAAGAAUAUUCUGCUCUGUUUGUAGAGAAUAUGGUAGGAAGCAUAGAAGGAACCCAUAUGGGAAUGAAGGGAGUAGGAAUAUGCAGAUGAGUGCAUUGGAAGAACAUAAUAAUAGUCUGCUUCACAAGGAAGCUCUUCGUCUUCAAAUAGCCUCCAAGGACAAGAUCAUUGUGGAUAAACCCAUUUAUGUAAAAGCUCUCAUGUCAAAAACGGCUGGAUCAAUUGUUGAAGCUGCACUUAAAAGGGAUCCCCAUGAGGCUGAGUUUAUACAAUCAGUGCAAGAAGCAGUCCAUGGUUUGGAAAGAGUAAUUGCAAAGAAUACUCAUUAUGUCAACAUUAUGGAGCGCUUGUUAGAACCUGAACGUAUGCUUCUUUUUCGAGUUCCUUGGGUGGAUGACAGGGGUGAGACACAUGUCAAUCGAGGGUUUCGAGUACACUUUAACCAGGCAUUAGGUCCAUGUAGGGGUGGCAUUCGUUUUCAUCCUUCAAUGAAUUUAAGUAUUGCUAAGUUUCUUGGCUUUGAACAGACAUUAAAGAAUGCACUAUCACCAUACAAAUUGGGAGGAGCUGCAGGAGGAAGUGAUUUUGAUCCAAAGGGAAAAACUGAUAAUGAGAUUAUGCGCUUUUGUCAAAGUUUCAUGAAUGAGAUCUAUAGAUAUCUGGGUCCGGACAAGGACCUUCCUUCAGAGGAGAUGGGUGUUGGUACUCGAGAAAUGGGAUACCUCUUUGGGCAGUAUAGACGUCUAGCUGGUCAUUUUCAGGGAAGUUUUACAGGGCCAAGGAUAUUUUGGUCUGGCUCUAGCCUUCGAACUGAAGCUACUGGCUAUGGACUGGUUUUCUUUGCUCAACUUAUGCUUGCUGACAUGAAUAAAGAACUCAAAGGACUAAGAUGUGUUGUUAGCGGUUCUGGAAAGAUUGCAAUGCAUGUUCUGGAGAAGCUUAUUGCUUAUGGUGCUCUCCCAGUCACUGUAUCAGAUUCUAAGGGAUACUUGGUGGAUGAAGAAGGAUUCGAUUACAUGAAAAUAUCAUUUCUUCGAGAUAUCAAGGCCCAGCAGAGAAGCUUGAGAGAUUACUCCAAGACCUAUGCUCGAUCUAAGUACUAUGAUGAAGCAAAACCAUGGAAUGAAAGGUGUGAUGUUGCAUUUCCUUGUGCUUCCCAAAAUGAAAUCGACCAAUCUGAUGCCAUUAGUCUGGUUAAUUCAGGUUGUCGAAUAUUAGUAGAAGGUUCAAAUAUGCCCUGUACACCUGAAGCGGUUGAAGUCCUGAGAAAAGCAAAUGUUCUUAUUGCUCCUGCAAUGGCAGCUGGUGCUGGAGGGGUUGUUGCUGGGGAGCUUGAAUUAAACCAUGAAUGCAACUUGAUGCACUGGUCCCCUGAAGACUUUGAAUCUAAAUUGCAGGAAGCGAUGAAACAGAUAUACCAAAGAGCCCUCAAGGCAGCAAGUGAUUUUGGUUACCAGAAGGAGAGUCCCGAAUGUGUGUCUGGCAGGCUGCAGUCAUCUUUGACUCCUCUUUUGCAUGUCAGAAUAGACUGUAAUUGACGAUUAAUGCGAUCCCAACAUAAAAUGUGCUCUUAGUUCAGAUAUUGAAUAAUCGUUUUUCAAAUGUUUUACCCACAUAUUGCAACACAAUAUCACGGACAAUCUGCAAUUUGAGAGUACAUCUACUGGGGUGAAUAAUGGGCUGGUCUGGAGAAAAUUGUGAAGACCAAAACCCAAAAAUGCUUUUGUGCUUGCGUUUUCUUCUUUUGGUCUAGAAAAUUUAACCAAAUGUUGUGUUUCCUGGAACAAAAUUAGGCUCAUGGUGAGUAUUAGGCAUUUAUCCUGUUGAUCAACUUUGCAGGCCUGCUGCAAGAAAUGUGAUGGCCGAUUUUUUAUUGUCAUUAUUCUUAUUGGUCUUGGUUGAGGUUUGAUGGUUGAGCUAUAUAUUGGGUUAGCUCACUAUCCUCUCCCAAAGAUUUCUUGCGAGGACGGGGACAAGUUAGUUUAUUCAAUCUACAUUAGUCGACAACGAUUUGAUAUGAUGAAUGACACCGAUACCUAUAGAUCUGCAAAAGUUGAUUUUGUUCUGUUAUUGUAUCCAAGAGAUAAAAUUCUUCUUAUUCU
Messenger RNA from Manihot esculenta (cassava), 2786 nucleotides. RefSeq names its product NADP-specific glutamate dehydrogenase. The record is from RefSeq and is a predicted model, not a curated record. Lineage: Eukaryota; Viridiplantae; Streptophyta; Magnoliopsida; Malpighiales; Euphorbiaceae. The transcript is spliced from 16 exons. The coding region runs from base 324 to 2222 and encodes 632 amino acids. Gene Ontology annotation, cellular component: cytosol. Gene Ontology annotation, molecular function: L-glutamate dehydrogenase (NADP+) activity.